Pipistrellus kuhlii (Kuhl's pipistrelle) is the source of this 7674-nucleotide messenger RNA. RefSeq names its product TBC1 domain family member 14. The transcript has 20 exons. The record is from RefSeq and is a predicted model, not a curated record. Bases 334 to 6342 code for a protein of 2002 amino acids. Lineage: Eukaryota; Metazoa; Chordata; Mammalia; Chiroptera; Vespertilionidae.
GCCGGGGCCGCCGCCGCUUUACGUAAGGCGCAGGCCAGGGCCGCCGGCGCUCGGUGCCGCUCGGAGCCCGCGGAGGAGAGGAGGCGCCGCCGCCAGCCGCAGCCGCUCGGCAGACCCACAUUCGCCUCCAUGGGAAGUUAAAGGAGAGCAUCCCACCUGGUGCCGCCCGCAGAGGGGAGUUCCGGGCUAGACGCUGCCUGCCAGCCAGACCAAUGCUCACCCUCCAUGCCCCGCCUCUCUGCCCGCCCCCGGAGUGAAAACCCCCUCCGACACCAACAGCACGUCAGCUGCGGAAGAUGCUCUGCGCUCUAAGGAAGUCUGCCACCUGAAUUCAUGCGCCCUGUCUGUGCGGUUGUGGAUGGUUUACCACCUGAAGGCUCCUCCGGCUCUUUCCCAGGCCCCGUCUCGGUCUCUGAAAUGUCUCUGCUGCAUGCUCUGGGUCCAGUGCAGACCUGGCUGGGACAGGAGCUGGAGAAAUGUGGCAUCGAUGCCAUGAUCUACACGCGGUAUGUCCUCAGUCUCCUGCUGCAUGACAGCUAUGACUAUGACCUGCAGGAACAGGAGAAUGACAUCUUCCUGGGCUGGGAAAAAGGAGCUUACAAGAAAUGGGGGAAGAGCAAGAAGAAGGGCUCAGAUCUAACUCUGGAAGAGAUGAAAAAACAGGCUGCUGUCCAGUGUCUCCGGUCUGCAUCUGAUGAAAGCUCCGGGAUCGAGACGCUGGUGGAGGAGCUCUGCUCCCGCCUCAAAGACCUGCAGAGCAAGCAAGAAGAGAAGAUUCACAAGAAGGUAGAAGGGUCUCCCUCUCCAGAGGCAGAACUGUCCCCAACAGCAAAGGAUCAAGUGGAAAUGUACUACGAAGCAUUUCCCCCGCUGUCGGAGAAGCCAGUUUGCCUGCAGGAGAUCAUGACCGUGUGGAACAAGUCCAAAGUCUGCUCUUCCUCCAGCUCCUCGUCAUCUUCCACCGCGCCCCCGGCCAGCACAGACACGGCGUCCCCCAGGGACUGCAACAGUGAGGGCGAGGCCAGCAGGGACAGAGGCGAGGCGGGGCCCCCCGCUGGCCACUCGAAAGCCCCGAGCAGGAGUGAAAGCGAGAAGGAGAACAAAUUUGGGAACGGCACAAUCGAAGAGAAGCCUGCUCUGUACAAAAAACAGAUCCGACACAAACCCGAAGGCAAGGCCCGCCCUCGCUCCUGGUCUUCCGGCUCCAGUGAGGCAGGCUCCAGCUCGAGCGGCAACCAGGGGGAGCUGAAAGCGUCCAUCAAGUGCGUGAAAGUCAGACACAAGGCGCGCGACCUCCGCAGCAGGAAGGGGCGGGGCGGGCAGAGCAGGCUCUCACUGAGGCAGGGCGAGAGGGCCGAGAGGAGCGCCCACGUGGGCGGAGGCAGCAGCAGCAGCGGCGGCGGCGGCUCUGGCAGACAGCUGUGCAGGCGGGCGAAGAGACCACUGAAAGAGGCGGGCAGGAGGGACACGGAUAGCACGGAGGACAGAGAGCUGCACCUGGACAGCAGGAACGACACGGAGUACAAAGAAGAGCCGCUGUGGUACACCGAGCCCAUCGCAGAGUACUUCGUUCCCGUGAGCAGGAAGAGUAAACUAGAGACCACAUACCGGAACCCGCAGGAGGCGCGGGGCCCGACGGCAGAGGUGGUGGGGGAGCUGUCCGACUCCGUGCACGGUCUCUGUCUCAGCAACAGCAACGUUCAUAAAGCAUACCUCGCAGCGGGUACUUUCAUCGACGGUCACUUUGUAGAAAUGCCUGCGGUUAUCAAUGAGGAGAUUGACCUCCCCGGGACCUCGUUCUGUUCUCUCCCUGAGGACAACAGCUACCUGGAUGAUAUUCAUCUGUCAGAGUUAACACACUUCUAUGAAGUGGAUAUUGACCAAUCCAUGUUGGAUCCUGGUGCCUCAGAAACAAUGCAAGGAGAAAGUCGGAUUUUGAAUAUGAUUCGACAAAAAAGCAGAGAGAGAAGCGAUUUUGAGGCAGAAUGUUGCAUAGUGUUAGAUGGGAUGGAGUUGCAAGGGGAACGUGCAAUAUGGACAGAUUCCACCAGCUCCGCGGCCGCCGAGGGCCAGUUCCUGCAGGGCCUGGGCAACCUGGCGCAGUUCUGGGAGUGCUGCUCGUCCAGCUCCGUGGAUGCUGACGGCGAGAGCUUCGGGGGAGAGUCUCCGAUCAGACUCUCCCCCAUCUUAGACGGCGCGGCCCUCAACCCACAUUUGCUUGCUGGCAAUCAAGAGCUCUUCUCAGAUAUUAAUGAAGGAUCUGGUAUAAACUCUUGUUUUUCAGUGUUUGAAGUGCAAUGCAGUAAUUCUGUUUUACCAUUUUCUUUUGAAACACUCAACUUGGGGGAUGAAAAUACAGAUUCUAGUGUGAACACACUUGAGAAAACACAGUCCAGAUUGCUAAUAUGGACCAGAAAUAGUGCCUUUGAAGAAAAUGAACACUGUUCUAACCUUUCCACAAGAACCUGUAGUCCAUGGUCCCAUUCAGAAGAAACUCGUUCAGACAAUGAGACGUUAAGUCUCCAGUUUGAAGAAUCCACGCAGUUUAAUGCAGAAGAUAUUAAUUACGUAGUUCCUAGAGUCUCGUCAAAUUAUGUAGAUGAAGAACUUCUAGAUUUCUUGCAAGAUGAAACUUGCCAACAAAACAGUAGAACUUUAGGAGAGAUCCCUACUUUAGUUUUUAAAAAAAAAUCGAAACUAGAAUCUGUCUGUGGUAUUCAGCUAGAACAAAAACCAGAGAACAAAACCUUUGAGACCACGCACGUGCGUGGGGACGGCAGCCCGGGCGGGGGCGGCUGCAGCCCGGGGGCCGUGAAAGACAUCUGGACGCAGCUGGCGGAGAGGGACGCCGCGGCGCUGGCGGAAGUGGAAGGAGCUGCCGAUGAGCUCUUCGCGCCAGACGUGAACAACUACUGCUGCUGCCUGGACGCCGAGGCCGAGGCCGAGCCGCUCCGUGAGCCCAGCAAGGCCGUGCAGCGGUCCGAGUACCGCCUGUGGGACGGGCAGAAGGAGGACCCAGAGAAGCGGGCCUUCGCGUCCGGCGAGCUGUCCAAGGUGGACGGCGGCGACUACACCACGCCCUCCAAGCCCUGGGACGCGGCCCAGGAGAAGGAGAGCGCGUUCAUCCCGGGCGGCGUGUACGGGGAGCUGAAGACCUUCAGCAGCGCCGGGGAGUGGGCCGUGGUGCCGCCCGGCCACGCCAAGGGCAGCCUGCUGCAGUGCGCGGCCUCCGACGUGGUCACCAUCGCCGGCACGGACGUCUUCAUGACGCCGGGCAACAGCUUCGCGCCUGGCCACCGGCAGCUGUGGAAGCCCUUCGUGUCCCUGGAGCAGAGCGACCCGCCGAGGACGGGCGAGGGCGGGCUCAACAAGGGGUUUUCCUUGGUCUUCCACGAAGACUUCCUGGGAGCUUGCGGCAACUUCCAAGUGGAAGAUCCGGGACUCGAAUACUCAUUCUCUUCCUUCGACUUCAACAAUCCGUUCUCACAGGUUCUCCACGUGGAAUGUUCCUUUGAACCCGAAGGGAUCGCAUCGUUCAGCCCUAGUUUUAAACCGAAGUCCAUCCUCUGCUCGGAUUCCGACAGCGACGCCUUCCGCCCCAGGAUAUGUGGCGUGGACAGAACCCGGUACAGGGCCAUUCGGAUCUCGCCCCGGACUCACUUCCGCCCCAUUUCCGCUUCGGAACUGUCCCCUGGAGGGGGCAGCGAGUCCGAGUUCGAGUCGGAGAAGGACGAAGCCGGUAUUCCCCUCCCUCCUCAGGCUGAAGCGUUCGAAGACCCACAGGCAGAUCUCAAGCCCCUGGAGGAGGACGCGCAGAAGGAAGGCCAUUACUACGGGAAGUCGGAGCUGGAGUCGGGGAAGUUCCUGCCCCGGCUGAGGAAGGCGGGCAUGGAGAAGAGUGCGCAGACGUCCCUGGACUCGCAGGAGGAGCCGGCGGGGCUGCCGGCCGCGAAGCCGGCCCCGUGCCUGGAGUGCCGCGGGGACGAGCCCCCGGAAGCCGGCGCCGAGAGCUCGGGGGCAAACUGUAAGAUAAUGGCCCCGUGUGAGGAAGAAACCAGUCCUUUCUGUGGCUGCAAAGCGGGCUGUCAGUUCCCUGCCUGUGACGACGACCCGGUUCCUCCCGGACAGCUGGAGGAGUUCCCCGUGCUGAGCACUGAUGUACCAGGAAUAACCCGAAGUCAGGAGAAGCAGACCUGGUGGGAGAAAGCCCUGUACUCGCCCCUUUUCCCCGCGUCAGAGUGCGAAGUUUCUCCUUGGACCAAGAUGACCGAUGGAAACCUUUCCAGCUCUACAAAUGGCGUGGCCUUGAUGGGCAUUCUGGAUGGUCGGCCAGGAAACCAUAUUCAGAACCUGCAACACUUGAAUCUCAAGGCGCCCAGAUCCCUCUCGUUGCCGGAGUGUGGGUCCAAGCUGAAACUCGGGGCUCUAGACCAGCACAGCCUGCAGUCCGUGGACUCAGGCAUUCCUACCCUAGAGAUUGGCAACCCGGAGCCCGUCCCCUGCAGCGUGGUGCAUGUGAAGAGGAAGCAGUCUGAGUCGGAGAUCGUUCCUGAGCGGGCCUGCCAGAGCGCGUGCCCGCUGCCGUCCUACGCGCCACCAGCUCCCCCCAGCGCCGAGCGGGAGCAGAGUGUGCGGAAGUCCUCCACGUUCCCCAGGACGGGCUAUGACUCGGUGAAGCUCUACAGCCCCACCUCCAAAGCCCUGAACCGCAGCGAUGACGUGUCCGUCUGCAGCGUGUCCAGUCUCGGCACCGAGCUGUCCACCACCCUGUCCGUCAGUAAUGAGGACAUCUUGGACCUCAUGGUCACGAGCAGCUCCAGUGCCAUCGUGACCCUGGAGAAUGUCGAUGACCCACAGUUUACUGACGUCACCUUGAGCUCCAUCAAGGAAACUCAUGACCUACACCAGCAGGACUGUGCUGAUGAAAUUGCAGAGGGAAGUAAAUUGAAAAAAUUGGGACCAUUUAGUAACUUCUUUACAAGGAAUUUGCUUACUAGAAAACAAAAUGCAAGACUUGACAAACAAAAUGACUUGGGAUGGAAGUUAUUUGGAAAAAUACCACUCCGAGAGAAUGCUCAGAAAGAGUCAAAGAAAGUACAAAAGGAAUAUGAAGACCAGGCUGGCCGAGCUAGCAGGCCGCCCUCCCCGAAGCAGAAUGUGAGGAAGAACCUUGACUUCGAGCCGCUCUCCACCACCGCACUCAUCCUGGAGGACAGACCCGCAAAUCUGCCAGCGAAGCCCGCUGAAGAAGCCCAGAAGCACAGGCAGCAGUAUGAAGAAAUGGUGGUCCAGGCCAAGAAGCGAGAGCUGAAGGAAGCGCAGCGGAGGAAGAAGCAGCUGGAAGAAAGAUGCCGGCAGGAAGAGAGCAUCGGGAAUGCUGUCCUGACGUGGAACAAUGAGAUUUUGCCUAACUGGGAAACCAUGUGGUGCUCUCGAAAGGUCCGGGACCUGUGGUGGCAGGGGAUCCCUCCCAGCGUGCGGGGCAAAGUCUGGAGCUUAGCCAUUGGCAACGAGUUAAACAUCACCCACGAGCUCUUCCACAUCUGCCUCGCCCGAGCCAAGGAGAGGUGGCGGUGCUUCAGCGCGGGCGGCCCCGACGCAGACAGUGAAGAUGCCGGGUUCUCAGCGGCCGACAGAGAAGCCAGCCUGGAGCUGAUCAAACUGGACAUUUCUAGAACAUUCCCUAACCUCUGCAUUUUCCAGCAGGGCGGCCCGUAUCAUGACAUGCUGCACAGCGUUUUGGGCGCUUAUACUUGUUACCGACCGGAUGUGGGCUAUGUGCAGGGCAUGUCCUUCAUAGCCGCAGUGCUGAUCCUGAACUUGGACACUGCAGAUGCCUUCAUCGCGUUUUCCAAUCUUUUGAAUAAACCUUGUCAAAUGGCGUUUUUCCGAGUGGACCAUGGCCUUAUGUUGACUUAUUUUGCUGCAUUUGAGGUAUUCUUUGAAGAAAACUUGCCGAAAUUAUUUACUCAUUUCAAGAAAAACAGCUUAACUCCAGACAUCUACCUAAUUGAUUGGAUCUUUACCUUGUACAGUAAGUCUCUGCCCCUCGACCUGGCCUGCCGCAUCUGGGACGUGUUCUGCCGCGACGGGGAGGAGUUCCUGUUCCGCACGGCCCUGGGCAUCCUGCGGCUGUUCGAGGACAUCCUGACCCGGAUGGACUUCAUCCACGUCGCCCAGUUCCUCACCAGGCUGCCCGAGGACCUGCCCGCGGACGAGGUGUUUGCCUCCAUAGCUGCAGUUCAGAUGCAAAGUCGCAGCAAGAAGUGGGCUCAGGUGCUGACGGCGUUGCAGAGGGACAGCCGGGAGACGGAGAAAGGAAGCCCGUCGCUCAGGCACUGAGGCGAGGUGGACCGCGGCGCCGGAGCGAGCUGCCAGCGCACGUGCUGUGAGGGCGGACACUCUGGCCCCGAGAACAGGGCCUGUUCCUGUUUGCCCCUGGUACUGCAGUUGGCCUUAAAACAAACCAGACUCUUGGAGGAUUAACCAAGGCUUAGCCUUAAGAAGCUCAGUGGAAUGGUGACUAGUACUGACAUGGCAACCACUGCACAGUGCAUGGUUUAAAACAGGGCCUGGCUCUCCCGUCCCAGCAAACGUGAUUAAAUUGCGCUGCUUCUCUGUCACUCCGCCAGGGCGUAGUCUUUCUCAGCCGAGGUGCAUGGAGGUGUUGGGAGACCUCAGGUGUUCCCGGCCAUGGUCACCUCUUGUGAUAAGAAAGGGGUGGCUGAUUGAGUUACUGAGGUCCCCGCUCCGCACACAGGCCCAGUGUGGGAAGCCCACCUACCAAAGAUGCGUGAAGGCCCGAGCUCUCGUGGACGCCCCGGACUCACCGGCCCUCGGGGUGACGUCUUACCAUGUUGCCUUGACAGUGACAGCGCGAGCGAGGGCUGACGUGCUUGCGUAGGCCCACGGGAGCCCUGUGCGCCCGGAGGCCGCCCGGCCUGUAGGCAGUGGAGAGCAGUGGAGGGCAGUGGCAGGAGGAGCUCUGCACCCCGAGGCCCCAGGCAGCAGGCAACCCUGAAGCUCAUGGAGACAGGAGGGACACAGGCUCCCUUCAGUCAAGGUGUCAAACUGCCCUGCUCAUUGGUGUGCAGGUGCGGACAGCACAGUGUGUGUGAGUGUGUGUGUAUGAGAAUGUGUGAGUGUGUGUGUGUGUGUGUGUCUGUGUGUGUGAGUGUGUGUGAGAAUGUGUGUGUGUAUGAGAGAGUGUGUGUGUGAGUGUGUCUGUGUCUGUGAGUGUGUGUGUGAGUGUGUCUGUGUGUGUAUGUGAGUGUGUGUUGAGUGUGUGUGAGAAUGUGUGUGUGUGAGUAUGAGUGUGUGUGUGUGUGAGUGUGUGUGUGUGUGUGUGUGUGUAUGAGUGUGUGUGGGGCCCUGCUCCCUUGCUCUGUCCUUUGUCACCCGACAGCAGCGUCAGCCCUGAGUGCCUGUCUCCUCUCACACAUUUGGCCUAAAGGUGGACUCUCAUGAGGACCAGGAAGCGGACCACCAUACUCAGUGGCCCCAAGUCCUGUCACAUUUUCAUGUCCUUUCUGUCAGCCUUUCCGUUCUAGCUGGUUUCCCCAAGUUCACGAGCACCUUUUCUGUUCAAGAUUCUCCUUGAUGAAUUUUGAGAACUUUGUAUUAAGGACUUUGGUUAUCCAACUUCAAAUAAAUGACUAAUUUUUGCACAGAGUA